GUGAAGAAACAGAAGAGACUCUUGCCGCUGGCUCGCGUCAAAGUGCUCACGCGGCAAGUAGUCUUCCCGGCGAUUCUCGCGCAGACAUCUCUGCAUCGAGCGAACGGUUCUUUCCCAGUGCGGAGUUCGAUUCGGUAUAGCGCUUCAUCUUCUUUUCAUUUGUGCGAGACGCGGGAUUGCGGAUACACGGUAGCGCAGGUAACCCAUUUCGUCAACUCAGGAGGAGGGACUCAUUCCCCUUCGCAAGGAUGAAGCCCAUGGGCCGCGAGUACCGCAUGACCGGUUUCGGCGAUUUCCUGGAGUGGCGGAUCCUGCGAUUCGCCGAACCUUUGCCCAAGAUCAGGGUGUGCGGACUGUGCGGCGUCGUCGCGGCGGUGGUCAAGCUGCUGCCCUGCACGCACGUGCUCUGCGAGUGCUGCGAGGGCCAGGCCAUCGACGGAGGUCGCCUCUGUCCCAUCGAGGGCGCCAGCUUCGCCGGAGAAGAACUGCAGACCUUGCCGUUCUCCCGACGCGACCUGGGCGAGCGGCAGGUCUUCUGCUUCAACAAUACCGGUGACGGCGAACAAGGCCGCGGCUGUGACUUCGCGGGAAAACUGGAAGAGCUCGAGCGACACUUCGUGGUGGAGUGCUUCCACGGUCUCGUGCGCUGCUCCAAGUGCUCGGGCGAGGUCGCGCGGAAGGACGCCUACGAGCAUUACGUCGGCUGCGUCGCAGGCGACGACUGGAGUGCCAGUGGUGUGUCCUCCGACGGCAGGGUGAACUUCGUCGCCGAAGACGUUGCGCGCCUGGCGGCGGCGCUCAGGGACAUACGGGAAGGCCUGAAGAAGACCUCGUUAAACGACCCCGCGGGCGACUCCAAGCUCGCCGCGCUCCGACAUAGGGCCGACUCUCUGGCGAACUUCCUCGACUUCCUCGACCCCGGGGCCGAGAGCGGAGACGACGAGGCCGACGGGCAAUCUCAGCGCUUCAGUUGGUGCGACUCCGAGACAGGCACGGCGACGAUCUGCAAGUUCUCGGGCGUCGCGUCCAUGCGCAAGACGGACGACCCGCUACUCAGGCUCGGCAAGCCUCACGUCCUGGACGGCUACACCUUCAACUUGGCCUGCAAGUUCAACAGGUCGUGGGGCAAGCUCACGGGGGUCACGCUGCUGUUUGCCCUCUGCGCGGGAGACAAGGACGACGUCCUGGAUUGGCCGUUCGCCAGGCGCGUCACGCUGAGCAUAGCGCACACCAAGAGGGAAGGCAGCGACAUCAGAGUCCCGCUGAAGACGUGUCCCGAGAAGGACGGCGCGGAGUGCCUGAAGAGACCUCGCGCCGACGCCGCCCCCAAGUGGAUCCACUCGGAGAAGGUCAGCUGGAAGCAGGUCGAGAAGAAUGGCCUGGUCCACGACGACUGUCUGUUCGUCGCUGUUGCCUUUGAGUGAAAAGAAACCUUUUG
Molecule: messenger RNA, 1438 nt
Organism: Rhipicephalus microplus (southern cattle tick)
Lineage: Eukaryota; Metazoa; Arthropoda; Arachnida; Ixodida; Ixodidae
Biological process (GO): regulation of canonical NF-kappaB signal transduction
Cellular component (GO): plasma membrane signaling receptor complex; cytoplasmic side of plasma membrane
Molecular function (GO): tumor necrosis factor receptor binding
Source: RefSeq, a predicted model, not a curated record